GAGAGAGAGAGAGAGAGAGAGAGAGAGAGAGAGAUUUGUACAGGGGUGGGACAGACAUUCUCCAGCCGGGUAGCAGAGUCUCAGUCUGGGCAGUGAGGAACAGCCGCAGCGCUGUCUGCAUCCCAUUUUGGACUAGACGCCCCGUGCUGUGACACUGUCUACGACCAGGGUGUGUGUGCGUGUGUGUGUGACCAUGUGUGCGCGCCCGAGUGUGUGUAUGUGUGUGUGUCAGUCGUGGAGCAAAUAAAAACCCAGAGGCUUGCGGCAUUAAAGGGCAGCAUCUUCGGUCCCCCAUAACGCGAACAGGGGGUGAGCGCAGCAGAGGAGCGAGAAAGAGAGAGAGAGAGAGAGAGAGAGAGAGAGAGAGAGAGAGGGAAUAGCCUACAGAAGGUGGCAUGGAGGAAAGGUGUGUGCGUGUUUCUUCGCGGAGGCAGGGCUGUGGGAUGUGGUGUCUGACGGACGCGGAGAGAUGCUCUGAGCUCUGGUAUUAGCAGGCAGCUGCGCACCGAGCCGCUCUCUCCCCCUCCCUCCCCUCCCCUCCCCAGCACCGCUGGUCUCCUCGCACCGACCAUUCGCUGAAACCGGGGAAUCGGCUCCACACGGCUCGCUGUGCUCACUACCGCUGGCGUCCUGCACGGGGAUUUGACACAACCAGAGAGAUGUUUCUUUUCUGGAGGAAGCCCAUUGGAUUCAAAAUUAUUAGUGAGUCUCCACGUGGACUGUGAUUGUGAGCUGGGCUCCCACUGUAAAGCACAGGCUGAUUGUGCUUGGCUCACCAGUGCUGUAUUCUCAACCAACUUCUCCUUUCACUAGAUGAUAAAAAACAGUCCACAGGAUUGCCAUCCAUGGUUUCUGCCCUAAUCAAGACUAUAUCAUCCUACAUUGAAAAGAUUUGCAAAGGAAUGUUUACAAAGAAAUUGGCAAACCCAAUAAAGAAGAAAGAGAGAAGCGAAAAUAAAGAGCCUAAAUUGACCACUGAUUUGCAAGCACACAAUCUAACACUCUCUACCACACUGAAGACUACAGUGAAAAAGAUUUCCAAAUGCUCUUCGGCACGUAACAUAUCACUUGAGGACGACGACGGAAAGAACGACUGCUCAUCACUGUCACCUACUUUCAGUUAUCGUGUAGCUAUAGCAAAUGGACUCCCAAAAAACUCUCUUUUUUUGAAUAAUAAUGAAAGCAUCUUUCCUGAGGUUCUUUCAAUUGAUAGCAGUUACUCUGACUCCUUGAGUGAGACAAAACCUAUCCGGAGACUGGAUGAGCAUAAAUCACACACAAUGCCAGUAAGACGAAACAGAAAGAGCCUCAUCAGUUUGGCUCCCUCUGAUGGCAGUUCUGAGGGUGAGCGAGUGGAACGCUCCAGUCUACACACACUUAGGCUGGGUGCUCUACGCAAGUUGAGAAAAUGGAAAAAGAGUCAGGAAUGUGUCUCCUCAGACUCUGAGGUAAGCAAUUGGAGGAAAACCCUGGGCAUCCGGAGCAAGUCCUUGGACCGUGCUGGACGGCAGCAAAAAAGUUCAACCCUGGAGCCUGGCUCCUCCUCCACAGGUUGCAUCAGUCAGACCCAGGAUGUCAUGGAGAUGAUCUUUAAAGAGCUUCAAGGGAUCAGCCAGAUAGAGACAGAACUGUCUGAGCUGCGUGGCCAUGUAAAUGCCCUAAAAAGCUCCAUUGAUGAGAUCUCCAGUAGUGUGGAAGUCGUUCAGAGUGAGAUUGAGCAGCUUCGCUCAGGAUUUGUCCAGUCAAGAAGGGAAACACGUGAUAUCCAUGACUACAUAAAACAGAUUAGCCACCAGGCCAAUAACUCAACCUUGCGGUUCCUCAAUGUUCCUGAAGAGAGGUCAGAGAAAACAGAGAGUCUAAUAUAUAAAAUACUAAAAGAUAAAAUGGGUUUCAUUGAUGCCCAUAAAACAAUAAAAAUUGAGCUUGCUCAUAGGCUUGGGCAACAAAGAGAAUGUUCUAAUGCAAAACCCCGCCCUAUUAUUGUCAUUUUUGCAACAACCCAAGAGAGGGAUUUAGUCUUGAAAAAAUGCUACAAACUUAAAGGAACGGGCAUUACAGUCUCUACUGAUAGCUUAACUCAUGAUGGAAAGGAGAGAAAAGACAAAACAAUGUCUUCCUCACAAACCUAUGAAAGCAUGGAUAUAAAGGUCUCAGGAAAGGAUAAAGUAGUGGAGAGUGAUGACUGGGACUCAAUGGACAGUGACAAAGAAUUAGAUGAAUUAAGCAGAAAUAAAUAUGCAAUGGUGAUUUCAAAGCCUGUUCACAAGAGCAAAUCAGAGAAGAGGAGAUCCCAUGACCAUAGCCGGUCAGGGGAGGAAGCAGGCUACUCAGGCACAGUUCACUAUGCUGAUGACUCUUACUAUGACCCAGACAAGCAUGCAAAGGCUUACUACUCUGAUUUGACCCCUGGUUGGCUUUCCCAGAGCGACUAUUCCACUCCUAAACUUAGCCGCUCUGAGUCUGACUGCUCAAAACUUUGCCAGUCAUACUCCGAAGACUUUUCAGAGAGCCAGUACUUUACACGGGCUAAUGGCUGCUCCCUGCUGUCCUCCUCAGAUCAGGAACUGUGGCAGAGAAAACAAGAAGACAUGGCCUCCUCCUGGUAUGCUAGCCCCAGCCAUGAAAAUCAAACCUAUGAACACAAUGAGGUUGAGACAACAGAAACUAUUGAUAGUGGGGUGAGCAAUGGACUUGUAUGCAUGUCUGGGGAUAGAAGCCACUACAGUGGCUCCCAGAUCUCUCUGCAAGGUGAUUUAUCACCCUGGAAAGACUGGCAUCAUCUGGAGCAGGGUGCUGACUCUGGCUUGGAAGCUUCCAUAGAGGUCAGCAGUCCCUUUGACCCAUCAACCAUCCCAGGUUUUCCGGAAAACAUCACUAAAUGUCAGGAAGUUGAUUUACAAUUUGAAGGAGAUGAAGAAUUCAUGAUGCUUGACAGAGAAGCUUCUCUACCACCUAUAACCACACACAUCAUUCCUCCCAUCACAGAACGGGAGUCUGUCAUCAAGUCUGCUCGGCAGUCUAAAGAGGGAUGUAAGGUGAUCACAAAAGAAAGCACGAAAGUAUCAUCUAAAGAUGUGUCUAAAACUGCUGCUAAAGUGACACAUAAACAAUCUAAAUUGGCUCCUAAAGAAGAAACCAUCAAAAUAUUGCCAAAGGAAAGUCCCAAGGUAACUGCUAAGGUUUCACCUAAAGUGACCUCUAAAGCAGUUCCUAAAGAGUCACCUAAAGAGAUUCAGAAAUCAGCAACUAAAGAAUCAUCUCAAGCUCUCCCUAAAGACAGUCCUAAACUAACACCUAGAGAUGCCACAAAGCCCAAUGUUAAAGAUGUUUCUAAAGUAACAUCCAAGGUAGCCUCUAGUGAGGCUGCUAAAGUCACUCCUAAAGUGACCCCAAAAGAUAGCCCGAUAAUGACUCCUAAAGAAAGUCCUAAAGAGUCACCUAAAGACAGCCCUAAAGUAACCCCAAUUGAGAGCCCUGUAUCAACCCCUAAAGAAUCCCCCAAAGAUUCCCCUAAAGAGUCCCCUAAAGUCAUUGCAAAAGAGCCACCACAAAUUGCAUCUAAAGAGGGUCUGAAAGUUGCUGCUAAAGAGGUUACCAAAGAAGCUGCAAAACCGCCACCAAAAGAGGCCCCAAAAGACAUGCCGAAAGUAGUAUCUAAGGAGACAGGUAAAGUCCCCCCUAAAGAAGUUUCUAAAAUUCCACCUAAAGAAACCCCAAAGGUAACCCCUAAAGAGAGUCCUAAGGUGACCCCAAAAGACACCCCUAAAGCAGCUGCAGAAGCCCCUAAGGUAGCACCCAAAGUAGCUUCUAAAGAUGCCCCUAAGGAAACAGUAAACACAGUUCCUAAAGACAAAUUCCCUGAACUGGAUGUCAAUCAUAGCUUUCACCAGACCCAGAGUAAGUCUACAACUAUGUACCGCAGUCAGAGUGAGAUUCGAACAGAGAAGGUUGAAGAGGUUCCCAAGUCUUGGAGCAGUAGGCUCAGCAUAGAUCUCAGUGAGAAGUCCUUUGGUUUUGGCUUUGGCUCUACACUGCAGAGGGCUAAGUCAGCUCUGGAGGUUGUUUGGAAGUCUGGCUCUCAGAGUACCCCUGCACCUCCUGAGGAGCCCAACUCCUCUUCAUCAUUCAUGGGGCGUUUUCGCACCCUGUCCACCUCCACUGCAAAUAACUCUAGUACUACAAUAGACUCAGAUGUCUACACUGAGCCUGUCUUCUACAAGGCAGAGGAAGAGAAAACCGGUACAGAAGCAGAGACUAGUGAACAACCAGUGGACAGUGAGACCCACUAUGUUGAAGUGAUGGAGCAGGUACUAGCUAACUUGGAGAACAGGACUAAUGCUAAUGAGACAGAGGAAACAGAUGAGCCUACACAGGAGUGUGAGACUUCUCAGGACUAUGAUGUGUCUGAUGAUAUUGAGGCAUCUCAAGACAAUGCCUCUCAGGAUUUUGAGGCCUCUCAAGAUUUUGAAGCUACAGAGGACUAUGAGGCAAGUAAAGAGGCACGAGUUCUGGAGUAUGAUUGCAGUUUGGAUGAGCAGUAUGAUGAAGAGUACAGUGAGGACUAUGAAGCUCAACUCACUGAAGACACUGCUGAGUAUGACGCGAUGGUGGAGUAUGUAGAUGUAGAAGAACCAGAGACUGAGGACAAUGAUGUGACAGAGGAGAUGGAAGAGGGUGAUGAAUUAGAGGAUGUAGAGGAUAUAAUAGAAGAGGCUACUGAGGGGUCUGAAAAAGUGGAACAACAGCAAGAGGAUGAAAACAAAAAUGUUCCAGAGGAGAAGCCCACAGAGGCCCCACCCAAGAAGCGUGUUCGACCCACAUUCAAGGAAGCAGCACUCAGGGCCUACAGGAAACAGAUGGCUGAACUGGAGCAGCAGAUCCUGGCAGGGGACGCCAGUGCUUUGGAUACUCAGCCUCGCAGUCUUUUGGAUCCCAAAGUGCUCGGCUUGCAGUCUGGAGGGGCUGGCAGUAUUCUUUAUGGUAUUGACAGCAUGCCAGAUUUACGCCGCAAGAGGACAGUGCCUCUUGUCCGAGACCUGACCCUCACUGCUCGAAAGGCAGGCAUCUCGUUCGCUCUGGUGAACCGGUCCACCCUGAAUAAUGAGGACCUGAAACUGCAUGUCUUCAAGAAGACCCUCCAGGCCUUGAUUUACCCAAUUUCAUCCACAACACCCCAUAACUUCGAGGUGUGGACGGCGACCGCACCUACCUACUGCCAUGAGUGUGAGGGGCUGCUGUGGGGCAUUGCCCGUCAGGGCAUGCGCUGCUCAGAGUGUGGCGUUAAAUGCCAUGAGAAGUGCCAGGACCUGCUCAAUGCAGAUUGUUUACAAAGGGCUGUGGAGAAAAGCUCCAAGCACGGGGCGGAGGACAAGACCCAGAAUAUUAUAAUGGCUAUGAAGGAACGCAUGAAGAUAAGGGAGAAGAAUCGUCCUGAAGUGUUUGAGGUGAUCCAGGAGAUGUUCCACAUCUCCAAGGAAGACUUCAGCAGCCACCUCAAGACAGCUAAGCAGGCUGUGCUUGAUGGGACCUCCAAGUGGUCUGCCAAAAUCAGCAUCACAGUCAUGAGUGCACAGGGCUUACAGGCCAAGGAUAAAACUGGCUCCAGCGACCCUUACGUCACCGUCCAAGUGGGCAAGACCAAACGCAGGACGAAGACCAUCUUUGGCAACCUCAAUCCAGUCUGGGAUGAGAAGUUCUACUUUGAAUGUCACAACGCCACUGACCGAAUCAAAGUGCGUGUGUGGGACGAAGACGAUGACAUCAAAUCACGGGUGAAGCAGCACUUCAAGCGCGAGUCAGAUGACUUCCUGGGCCAGACCAUCAUCGAGGUUCGCACUCUCAGUGGAGAGAUGGAUGUUUGGUACAAUCUAGAUAAGAGAACAGACAAGUCUGCUGUAUCUGGUGCCAUUAGACUCAAGAUCAGCGUGGAGAUGAAAGGGGAGGAGAAUGUGGUUCCUCCUCAUGGCCAGUACACCUGUUUACAUGAGAACCUGUUCCACUACCUGACCGAGUUGAAGAACAGCGGGGUGGUAAAGAUCCCGCAGGUGAAAGGGGACGAGGCGUGGAAGGUCUACUUUGACGACGUGUCCCAAGAGAUAGUGGAUGAGUUUGCCAUGAGAUACGGAGUGGAGUCCAUCUAUCAGGCUAUGACGCAUUUCUCCUGUCUGUCCGCCAAAUACAUGUGUCCUGGUGUGCCAGCAGUGAUGAGCAACCUGCUUGCUAAUAUCAAUGCCUACUUCGCCCACACCACCACCACCACCACAACCACUGCCUCCGCUUCUGACCGAUUUGCUGCCUCUAACUUUGGAAGGGAGAAAUUUGUCAAAUUACUGGAUCAACUGCAUAACUCGCUAAGGAUCGAUCUCUCUAAAUAUCGGGAUAAUUUCCCUGCAGGAAACCCAGAGCGACUCCAAGAUCUGAAGUCCACUGUUGAUCUGCUGACCAGCAUAACCUUCUUCAGAAUGAAGGUGCAAGAGCUCCAGAGUCCACCAAGAGCCAGUAUGGUGGUGAAAGACUGCGUCAAAGCGUGCCUGGACUCCACGUAUAAAUACAUUUUUGAUAACUGUCACGAACUAUACAAUCAACUCCUCGACCAGAGCCGAAAGCAGGACAUUCCACGUGAGGAGCAGGGUCCAUCGAUAAAGAACCUGGACUUCUGGCCAAAACUCAUCACUCUGAUGGUGUCUGUAAUCGAUGAGGACCGGACAGCUUACACCCCAGUCAUAAACCAGUUUCCACAGGAGCUGAAUGUGGGCAAGAUCAGCGCUGAGAUCAUGUGGAACCUCUUUGCCCUGGAUAUGAAGUAUGCAAUGGAAGAGCAUGACAAGCACCGCCUAUGCAAAAGUACUGAAUACAUGAAUCUUCACUUCAAAGUCAAAUGGUUCCAUAAUGAGUAUGUCCGUGACCUGCCGGCCUUCAAGGGUGUCCCACCUGAGUAUUCUCUGUGGUUCGAGCCAUUUGUUAUUCAGUGGCUCGACGAGAACGAGGACGUUGCCAUGGAUUUCCUGAAUGGAGCGCUGGAAAGGGACAAGAAAGAUGGAUUUCAGCAAACCUCGGAGCACGCCCUCUUCUCUUGUUCUGUGGUGGAUGUGUUUACCCAACUAAACCAGAGUUUUGAGAUUAUCAAGAAGCUGGAGUGUCCAAACCCACAGGCUCUGGCUCACUUCAUGUGCCGCUUUGCAAAGACUAUCAACAAAGUUCUUCUGCAGUAUGCUGCAAUCAUAUCCAAGGACUUUCCUCAGUAUUUGAAUAAGGAGAACGUGCCCUGUAUCAUCCUCAACAAUAUUCAGCAGCUCCGUGUCCAACUGGAGAAGAUGUUUGAGUCCAUGGGAGGGAAACAGGAGGAGGGGGUUGUGUCCUUCUGUAAGCUGGAUGCAGAGGCCAGUGAUCUGCUAAAGGAGCUGCAGAAUAAACUCAACACAGUGCUGGAUGAGCUCAGCGGAGUGUUCGGCUCCAGUUUCAAACCUGUGAUCGAGGACUGCGUGAAGCAGAUGAACCAGGAGCUGGUCCAGAUGAAAGGUCCGGCCAAAGGGAGCAACGCUGCCAUGGAUGCAGAGACUGUCCUCCGGCCUCUUAUGGAUCUUCUGGAUAAAAAUUUGAUGUUAUUUGCCAAGAUUUGCGAGAAGACAGUGUUGAAACGAGUCCUCAAAGAGCUAUGGAAAAUUGUGCUGAACACCAUCGAGAGAACAAUUGUUCUGCCUCCGCUGAGCGACCAGAGUGGAGCUCAGAUGAUCUUCAGUGCUGCCAAGGACUUAGGACAGCUGUCGAAACUGAAGGAGCAUGUAAUUCGAGAGGAAGCCAGAAGUCUGACUCCACGCCAGUGUGCAGCCAUGGACCUUGUGCUCCCCACCAUCAAGCAAUACUUCCAUGCUGGAGGAAACGGGCUGAAGAAAACCUUCCUCGAAAAGAGCCCUGACAUGAAGUCCCUCAAAUAUGCUCUCAGCCUUUACACUCAACCUACAGAUGCCUUGAUCAAGAAAUAUAUAUGCACCCAAACCUCUCAAGGUCAGUCAUCCAACGGAUCGGUGGGGGAGGUGUCGAUGCAAGUGAAUCUCAUCUCUCACCCUGGCACUGGAGAGCACAAAGUCAGCGUGAAGGUGGUCGCAGUGAACAACCUCAUCUGGCAGACCAAUGCCAUGUUCCGUCCGUUUGUAGAGGUCAGCGCCGUGGGACCACACCUGGCUGACAAGAAGCGCAAAUUCAGCACCAAGACCAAGAAUAACAAUUGGUCACCAAAGUAUAAUGAAACAUUCCAGUAUGUUCUGAGUAAUGAACAUGGUCCAGAGGCCUACGAGCUGCACGUCUCAGUCAAGGACUACUGCUUUGCCCGCGAGGACCGCAUCAUCGGCAUGACAGUCAUCCAGCUCCGAGAGCUGGCGGACAAGGGCAGCUGCUCUGCCUGCUACCCGCUGGUGAAAAGCAUCUCCAUGGACGAAACGGGCCUCACCAUCAUGAGGAUACUCUCUCAAAGGACCAACGACGAGGUGGCCAAAGAGUUUGUGCGUCUCAAGACAGACACACGCUCAGCGGAGGAAGUGUCGUAAUGUGCAGCAAAAAUGCAGUAUUAAAAGAGUUGCAUUGUCUUAAGUGAGCGAUAGAGAGAAAAAGGAAGGAGAAAGAGCAGUAGCAAUGAGUUGUUCUUUCAGGAUAGGAGCUGGAAACAGCAGGAGAAUGAGAUCGUCCAAAGAAAAGUGGCGUAGUCCCCAAUGUGGCAAGGCAGCGACAGAGAGAGAGAGAGAGAGAGUUGUGUUUGUUUGUUUUUGUGCAUGUGCGUAAAACAUCUGUUGGAAUGUUCAUUUUAAAACUACAGUAUGUACAAGUGUUUACUUACCGUAUGCUUACUAUUAAGUACUAUAUUCUACGAGUUAUGUUAACGAGACAUGAAAUACCUUUUGUACAACAUUUAGUCUUUUUGAACAGAGAUUUGUUCCAAUAAAGUGCCAAACCAGUGAAAAAAAAGAACAAAACCAACGUAUAUGAAUUAUGGUGAACUUAGUAUGUUUGAAAUUUGCUCGAUUAAUUUGUCCGGUGUAAGUCAUUUUCUGACCGUGUGGCGUUUUGAUUGUUGCAAAGUCUUUCAUUUUGCACCCUCGUUUCUUGGCUUCACGUUCUUCCACACAGCACUGUUGUGCAUGUCCUCUUCUCGGUCAUGUCUCUCCCAUGAUUCCACAGUGACCACCGAGCAGGGUCCUGUCCCCUUGCCUUCAAACUGUUUGUAUUUUAAGUCGACCUGAAAAUAGACCAUGUUUUUUUAAAUGGCGAUGACUGCUACGUAAACCUUCAUAGGUGUUUGUAAUUUUAUAACCAUGACAACAAUGACGACAGCCUCCAGUGCUAACAGUCUUAGCAGAAAGGAUGGAAAGGUUUUCUCUUUCUUUGGCUUUUUGUUCUUUGUUUUCAGCCAUCGGCUUCCAGCCUUUCUGAAUGACCACUGUGAACAUGAGCUUUGGAAGGCAAGCUUACAUGACAUUGCUGACAGUUUGAUAUUAUUGUUUCAUAUUUUUCCGAUAACUUUGUUCCUGAUAAACUGCCAAAGUUAUAUAAAAUAUUUGUACAAAAGCAAUCCAUUACAUGUAUGUAGAUAUAUAUGUACAUGUGAUCUAUUACUUUUUCAAUGCUUACUAUUUGAUUGUUGAUAGGGUGGUACUAAAAUUUUAUUUUUUUUAUUUCCUGUGAAGCUGUUAACCAAUAUGAAAGUUGCACAUGUUACUUUACACAUUAGUUAUAUCAGCUUCUGUCACUGGAAUUAUUUUUCUUCAUAAAGGAAAGAGUCUAACAUUUGGUAAAUAUGCAACAUUCCUAUGUAUUGCACUGAUGGCGAAUUGUAUGUCAUGUAAAUAUAUUUAGUGAGAUAUUGUACAAAA
Messenger RNA from Lates calcarifer (barramundi perch), 9866 nucleotides. It is a transcript of the gene unc13c, whose product is annotated as protein unc-13 homolog C. The record is from RefSeq and is a predicted model, not a curated record. The transcript has 33 exons. Gene Ontology annotation, cellular component: presynaptic membrane; terminal bouton; presynaptic active zone cytoplasmic component. Gene Ontology annotation, biological process: synaptic vesicle priming; dense core granule priming; synaptic transmission, glutamatergic. The coding region runs from base 846 to 8546 and encodes 2566 amino acids. Gene Ontology annotation, molecular function: phospholipid binding; calmodulin binding; diacylglycerol binding. Lineage: Eukaryota; Metazoa; Chordata; Actinopteri; Centropomidae.